AUGCAAAAACCACCAUUUGCGAAAGCUGAUCAACUUAAUGAUGAGCUUGACAGUUUAGCAGAUCCCGCAGCGCCCGCAACAUCACCAAUACGUUUACCAGGCCAACCACGCAUUCAUUUGGACCAGCACACAAAGGUCGAUGGUUUUCUCAAGCAAGAGUUUCUUUUGAAGGACCUGGAUGAAAUCUCUCCAUAUCUAUGGAUGAUGUCAAAGCAUGACAGUAGAAGCAUCUCUCCACUACAUCGUCAAAAGGUUAAAGGUCGCGAUAUCGUUAUCACUGAAGAUCCACGAUUGCAUUUAGUCUGGUAUCACGACCGCAUCUUUAUCAAACCACUUCCAAAAUACCUUUUAUCCCACUAUUUUUGGAAAACAUAUCUUUGCGUCGAUCGCCACUCGUCGCCAGAACAGAUAACUCUUCAAAGAGCAGUUUUAGGGUAUCUCAGGACAUACAUUCAUCUCAUCAAAUAUGAAUCGGAUUUUCGCAUAGCUACCGACGAUAAACUUCAGUUAAUCCCUUCUGGUAUUACAUUUCUAAAAUUCUGCGAUUUCAUUGCACCUUUGGAAAACCUUCUUGAUGUCGAUGUUGCUGGACGGUAUGCCUACGGUGAAAUCCGGCUUACGAGACUCAAUCUCUAUUCGAAAAUCUUCCUCAGGAAGUUCAGCUUUCAUCGUGUUCGUGCGCAAUACUCUGAUUAUUUUGCUUCAUUCUAUGGGCCUUUACUUUUCGUAUUUGCGAUACUUUCAGUGGUGCUAGGUGCGAUGCAAGUUUCUAUGUCCAUUGACUUUGAUGUAACUAAGCAGUGGAAAUCUUUUGAGCAAUUUUGCCAAUGGUUUAGUGUCAUUUGUCUUUUUGUGGUAGCAAUUUUGGUUCUUUGGCUUGGGUUUUUAUUCUUGUAUAAAUUCAUCAAGGAAUGGGUUCAUGCCAUCGCUGAACAUCAGAGAAGGAAAGACUGCUCUAAAAACUGUUCUAAAGUCUAA
Messenger RNA from Botrytis deweyae, 978 nucleotides. RefSeq lists its product as uncharacterized. The record is from RefSeq and is a predicted model, not a curated record. Lineage: Eukaryota; Fungi; Ascomycota; Leotiomycetes; Helotiales; Sclerotiniaceae. The transcript has a single exon. Bases 1 to 978 code for a protein of 325 amino acids.